AUGUAUGGCGCACAACAGAAGAACUUGAUUGUGGAUGCCCGGCCAAGGCUAAACGCGACGGUCAACUCUGCAAUUGGGAAAGGUUCUGAAGAUAUGGCUCAUUACGGAGCGGCUACAAAGGCGUAUCUGGGCAUUGCUAACAUUCACGUAAUGCGCAACUCGCUCAACAAGAUUGUGGAUGCCUUGAAGCACGCCGACGUGUCGACUGUGCCGCCAAACCGAGAACAACUGGCUAGGAGUGGAUGGCUGGAGCACAUUAUCGGGAUCAUGGAUGGAGCGAGGAUAUGCACAAAGGCAAUUGCUAUCGAUCAUUCUCAUGUCCUUAUCCACUGCUCAGACGGCUGGGAUCGCACGAGCCAGCUUAGUGCACUGGCCCAACUGUGCCUGGACCCUUAUUAUCGUACGUUGGAGGGUUUCAUUGUCCUGGUCGAGAAGGACUGGCUUUCCUUUGGGCAUCAGUUCCGGCAGCGCUCUGGCCUUUUGAACAGCGAUAAAUGGUUCGAGAUCGAAAAUGAGCGCAUUGGAGGCAGCGACGCUGGCACCCCUGGCGCAGGAGGAGCCAAUGCAUUCGAGAAUGCCCUGCUGAGCGCCAAAGGGUUCUUUGGCAAUAAGAAAAAUGACAGUAGGGAGUCGCUGGCUGAAUCGGAGGGCGACGUCAGAGUCGACUCUCCAAGCCCGAGGUCGAAUGGAUCCAAACCUCCGGACAAGGUUCAGGUCACCAAGACGGAUGAAGUCAGCCCUGUAUUCCAUCAAUUCUUGGAUGCAACCUACCAGCUCCUCUACCAGAAUCCAACGCGGUUCGAGUUCAACGAGCGUUUCUUGAGGCGCUUGCUCUACCAUGUCUACUCUUGCCAAUAUGGCACGUUUCUUUUCGACAACGAGAAAGAACGUGUCGACUACAAAGCUUACGAGCGGACCCAAAGCGUGUGGGACUUCUUCCUUGCUCGCAAGAAAAUGUUCUUGAACGACAAGUAUGACCCGGAGGUGGAUGAUCGGGUCCGGGGCAAGGAGCGCAUCUUCUUACCCGAUAUUACGAAAGUAAGGUGGUGGGCAGAGGCUUUUGGCCGCAAGGAUGAAGAACUCAAUGGCACCGGACCUGUGCUCCCGCCACAGAGUGCCCCAGUUCUAUACGGAGUCGAGAGUGCGAACCCGGCGACGGGGGCGACGGUAAGACAGGAGCUUAGCGCCAACGAGAGCUCGUUUAACGGAGAGCCCGAAAUGUCGGCAAGCUUUUCAAACUUGUCGAUAGGACGAGCCAGCCCGACUCCGAGUCGCAGCCCGAGCAGGGGCCCCAGCCCCAGCAGAGGCCCUAGUCCUGGCGCUGGUCCUGGUCCUGGUCCUGGCCGGGAAGCGACGCUGAGCGCAGUUGCACCGAAGCAAAUGGAGCUUGGAGCACAUUCUCACAGGGACGCAGCAGCAGCUCUGCAUACGAUGCAAUGA
Molecule: messenger RNA, 1440 nt
Organism: Lasiodiplodia theobromae
Lineage: Eukaryota; Fungi; Ascomycota; Dothideomycetes; Botryosphaeriales; Botryosphaeriaceae
Product: Myotubularin-related protein
Exons: 1
Coding region: 1-1440 (479 amino acids)
Biological process (GO): dephosphorylation
Molecular function (GO): phosphatase activity
Source: RefSeq, a predicted model, not a curated record